This is a messenger RNA of Homalodisca vitripennis (glassy-winged sharpshooter), 2537 nucleotides long. Its product is annotated as sperm-associated antigen 7. The record is from RefSeq and is a predicted model, not a curated record. Gene Ontology annotation, molecular function: nucleic acid binding. The transcript has 6 exons. Bases 151 to 846 code for a protein of 231 amino acids. NCBI's taxonomy places the organism in Eukaryota, Metazoa, Arthropoda, Insecta, Hemiptera, Cicadellidae.
UUGAGUUUGGUUGGUUAUUUUAUUGUUUGCUAAGAAGUGAACUUCUAGGUUAAAGAGUUAAAUGAUUCUUUGGAUUUUCUUAGUUUCUAAAUAAGUUCAUGUCCGUUGUGUUUUAACAAUAAGUACUGUAUAGUGAAAUUGAACGAAACAAUGGAUUUGCUUGGUUCUAUUUUAAAUUCAAUGGAAAAGCCACCAUCAAUCACAGAUAAACAAAAGUCUAUGAUGAAAAGGCAAAGAGAUGAAAUGUUGGUGAAACAAAAAGCAGAAAAAGAAAAACUGAGAAAAUUCAGAGAACAGACGGAGAAGAAAGUAAAUGCCUUUCUACAAAAUGAUACUGAAACUCGUUUGAAAUUCCCUCCAAUGGACCAAGUCUAUCGUGGAAUAAUCCACGAUGUUGCUGAGGUCGCAGGCAUGACAGCACAGUCAUUUGGAAUUGAGGGUGUCGACCGUUACAUAAUGCUAUUUAAGAAAGAACACCCGCCAUCAGAUGAUGAGUUGACAACCUUGAGAAAUGGACAGGAAUGGAAUGAGGAGACAGCUAAAGAAUUAGCUGAAAAGCGUAAACAAGAACUCAAAGAAGAAAAAGAGGAUGCUUUAAGAAAACCUGAAAAAUUUGUUCCUAACAGUAAUUAUAAAGAAAAAUAUCAGCAUUUGAUUGGAUUGGACGCUGCAUUGGAAGCUGCAAGGAAAACAGAAACUAACAAGCAAUAUGGCUUUGUUCCAAGUGAAAAUAAAAAAGAUCAUAGGUCAAUUGAACAAACCCUAGCAGACAUACAAUCAAAAAAACGGAUGAAGCUGAGCCAACAGUGUUCAUCAGAAAAUAGUCCAGCUGUACCAAAAUUAUAGUGAAAUUUAGUUUAAGUGCAAAAUAUUAUGUUAUUUGUGUACAAACUCAUUUUAAAUUUUAAUGUAUUAUUUUAUUUUACAUAAUUAAAACGGAAUGAAUUAAUUAAAAAUGAAAUUGAAACAAAUUUUUUUUAUAAACCCUAUAAAUAAUUAAAUGUACCUGAUAAGUAAGUAAGUAAAUAGUAAAUGUUGAGUGGCUGUUAUCCCACAUAAGUGAGUACAUUGGAAAAAAAGGGACAUGUAAUGAUAAUCAUUCUCAAACUAUACAAAAUAUGUACAGUAGUACAUUAUGAAAAAUCCUUAUUGUAUAUAAUAGCCUUUAAUUACUUAAAUGUAUUAAGAGUUUGUAAGUAAAUACUAUCCAUAAAAUGCAUUUAUUCUUAACUUUAAGGCCCAAAAUAUUUAACUUUUUAAUAGUUCAUAUUUUUACAUUGGCUGUGAUCCAGAAAUAUUACAGUAAAAACAACUUGAUGCUAUGGCUGUCUAGAAAGUAACAGACGUUUUAUCAUCUCGCGGGAAUGGGUGGGACUAACACCGCCAUCUUGGCAUCAGAGUGGUUCUACACUCAGUAUGUAAUCAGUGCAUCCUGAUUUGUGCCUAUCAUACUUUGUUUACAGUGGAGUUUUGAAAUAAAUGCUGCAAUUGGUAAUUCAGUCAGUUAUGAAGUGUGAUCUGUGAUAAAGUGUUUGUCGGUGGAAAAUCACAAACCAAUUGAAUUUAUCGCCAGAUUACUGAUGUGUACCGUCAAGAAAUAAUUAGUGAAAGCCCAGUGAGGCAAUGGCUCAUUAAUUUUAAAAAUCAACGAACCAGUGUUCACGAUUAGCAUCGCAGUGGUAGGCCUAGUACUGUGAGUGAUGAAUUGGUGGUGAAUAUCAAUGAAAUAAUCCAUGAAAAUCGUCAUUUCACAAUUGUAGAACUCAGAACAUUUCCCCCCAAAUUUAACGGUGUUUAGUUCAUGAAAUUUUGGUUGAUAAACUUGGUUACCACAAAUUUCGUGCCAGAUGGAAUUUGUAAUCUAACAGAACACCACUACAAACAGAGACUUGCUGCAGCAUUGACAUUUAUUUUUGGAGAGCUAUAAGACAAAAGUCAUUGAUCAUAUUGUAACUGGUGAUGAGACUUGAGUAAAUUAUAUCAACUGUAAAAUAAACCGGCUGUCGAAUGAAUGGGGACACUUGCCCAAAUAACUGAGGUGUCUACAAAUGCUGUCAGCAUGAAAAAUCGUGGCUACUGUAUUUGGGAGCUCAGGAAGUGAUUCUCAUUGAUUUUUUUUUAACGUGGCCAAACUGUUAACUCAGAGAUGUAUUACCCAGAAACUUAAGACGCAUGAUACAAAACAAUUGUCAAUGAAAUCUAAGCAAGAAAGUUUUAUUUCUUUACAAAAAUGCUUGUCUACACGCAGCCAAUUGUUCCCAAUAGCUCUUGGAAGGGAAGUUUUUAAUAAUUCUGCAUGGCGCCCAUGCACCGAGUGACUAUCUGUUCCCAGUGUUUAGGACAUGGCUUGCUGAUUUGACCCUGAACUGCUUGUGUAAACCAAUGGUUGGACUUGCAGGCAGCAGAUUUCUACAGAGAGGGUCGUGAAAAACUUGUACCACCUUACUGUAAAUGUUUUAAUUUAAAUGGCGAUUAUGUAGAAAAAUAGCCUAAGAUUUUACCUUCGAAAUUUAAGUAAUAAAGAUUGUUACUUUCAA